Ahaetulla prasina is the source of this 5186-nucleotide messenger RNA. RefSeq names its product leiomodin 1 (gene LMOD1). NCBI's taxonomy places the organism in Eukaryota, Metazoa, Chordata, Lepidosauria, Squamata, Colubridae. The record is from RefSeq and is a predicted model, not a curated record. The transcript has 3 exons. Gene Ontology annotation, molecular function: tropomyosin binding; actin binding. Gene Ontology annotation, biological process: pointed-end actin filament capping; muscle contraction; myofibril assembly. The coding region runs from base 155 to 1969 and encodes 604 amino acids. Gene Ontology annotation, cellular component: myofibril; striated muscle thin filament.
UUACAUAUAACAUUUCAACACCUCUACAGUACCCGAAAAAAGAACCUGGUUUUGCAGAAAUCCUAACUCUGAUUUUUUUAAGCUUGCUUUUUAAUAUAUACACAAAUACAUAUAGAUACACAUAUUACAGAGUGUACUCUUGCAAUCUGCCAAGAUGUCUAGGGUAGCAAAAUACCGACGGCAGGUCAGUGAAGAUCCAGAUAUUGACAACUUAUUAUCCACUUUGUCUCCAGAAGAGAUGGAGGAGCUAGAAAAGGAACUGGAUUCAUCUGAUACUGAUGGAAGCAUUCCGGUUGGCCUCGAGCAGAGAGAUAAACCUGACAAGCAAUUGAGUGGCAAGUACAAUCGAGAGGAAACACUCAGCCACCGUGAAAAGGAGACCAAGAAAUUUAUUCCAAAAGAACAGUCCACAGAUGAAGCAAAGACAACAGAGAAGAAGAAAGAGGCAAAGGUUCUUGAAGACAAACGUAAGGAGCCUUACAGCAGAGAUCUGAAAAAAAGUAGAACUCCCGAUACGAUAAAGGAAGGGAAAAAAGAAGAACAGGUCCAGAAAGCAAAUCAGAAGGGAAAAGAUGAAACAGACAGUAAUAACAAAAUGGGACAAGCCAAAGAGAAAACUGGUAAGGAUGAAAAAAGGUUUUCCAAAGAGAAAGAAAAAUCCAUGGCGGCAGAUAAACGUGUAACAGGCCAAGCGAGAGGGGAAGAAAGGGGCAAAUUGCUAAAGAGCAGGUCAGUAGAUGAUAAAGGAAGAGAAGAGAGGGCAGCAGAACAUAAGGGAAGGACUGGGUGGGACAGAAAGACUGAAGAUAAAAAAGAAUGUGAAAAAAUUGGAGAAAAAAGAUCAGCUUUAAAGCCAGUCUCAAAGAGAGAAGAUAAAAAAGAACCCACCAAAGCAGGAGAAAUAAGUUCAACUACAAAGUCAGGCUCGAAGGUUGACAACAAAGAGAAACCCUUGAAGGAUAGUACAGGAAUUCCAGAGACAAAUGUCCCAAUUUUAGAGCAAGAGGACAUGAUCCAAGAGCCUCCUGAUAGCAGCCCCUCUAAAACUGCAGACAGUUCUUCAAACCAAAGCAAGGAAGAUGAAGCAACCAGCAUCUUUGAUGAACCCUUGGAAAAGAUCAAGAAUAAUGACCCAGAGAUGGUAGAAGUUAACGUCAACAAUUCUGACUGCAUCAACAAUGAGAUCCUGGUACGCUUUGCUGAGGCCUUGGAAUUCAACACGGUGGUCAAAGUCUUUGCCCUGACCAACACACGUGCUGAUGAUCAUGUUGCAUUUGCCAUUGCCAUCAUGCUAAAGUCCAAUAAGACCCUGACAAGCAUAAACCUAGAUUCCAAUCAUAUCACAGGCAAAGGGAUCCUGGCCAUCUUUCGUGCACUGCUUCAGAACAACACUCUGACAGAGCUGCGCUUUCACAAUCAGAGACAUAUUUGUGGAGGGAAGACCGAGAUGGAGAUAGCCAAGUUGCUGAAAGAGAACACCACAUUGCUGAAACUGGGCUACCAUUUUGAUUUAGCUGGGCCACGCAUGACGGUCACAAACCUGCUAAGCAGGAAUAUGGACAAACAGAGACAGAAACGCUUACAAGAGCAGAAACAGGCCCAGGAAAAGAUGGAGAAGAAGGACUUCCUUGAGGUGCCAAAGGCAGGAUGCUUGCCAGCUGGCUCACCAAAGAUUUCUCCAAAACCAUCCCCCAAAACCUCCCCAUGGUCUUCCCCUAAAGCUCCUCCUAAGAAAUCUGGCACCCCAGAUGCUCCUCCUCCCCCACCCCCACCUCUAGCCCCUCCACCUGCUCCUCCCUUGAUUAAUGAAAACUUACGCUUGUCCCUUUCUCCGGCCACUCAGAGGAAGAUGGUGGAGAAAGCACUUCCUCCCCAGGAGAAGAAUUCCAGAGAUCAACUUCUGGCUGCCAUUCGCUCUAGCAACAAGAAGCAGUUGAAAAAGGUGGAGGUUCCCAAGUUACUUCAAUAGUAGGCAGUGGAAUCUUGGACAGUGGAGAUUGCCAAGGCUGAAUCACUGUGUUUGUCUCUCGGGUGACUGUUUACAUGAGAAGAAUGCAACAGAGCAACAGCCCGCCCUGUGUUAGUCCCAGAUGAACCGUGUUCUCUGUGGGAUUAAUUUGGAUACAAGAAUUACAUGGAUUGCCAAAAGGCGUUAUUAUCAGGAAGAAGUAAUAUUUAUUUUUAGUCCUUUUUAAUUAGAAAACUUGUUUUUGUCCUGAAAAGAAGGAUCUGCAGAUAUGGUAUAUUUGGGCUUUUUGUCUAGUUUUUCCUUGUGGGAGCUCAGAAAGUAAAGGGGCAAAUGUGAUCAACCUUGAAGAAGUCUGAAUUUGGGGUCUCUCUGCUUAUCUCAUCAUUUCCCAGGCAGCAACACUGCAAUCACUUGCCACUAAGAACAUCUAAAGAGCCACACUGGAGCAGCAGCAUCAUGAGAAGGUGUCCAGCAUACUGUCUGCACAAGAAGACUCUAAAUGGAGCUUUGUUGCUUUUAUGCCCAUUGUUUCUCGAUUGAAAUGGCAAUGUCAUGUUCUGAUUUGCUUAUAUACUGAAGCAGGAGAGUGGGGGAGAAAUCAUGGUGACAAAACUCAUUGUUCAACGUCUCUGUGAUUUCAAGGAUUCCAUUUCUCUGAUAGCCAAACACAAACCCAGGUUCUUACAGUCCAUGGCUUUUUUGGUGGAAAGAAAUGGGUAUGUGCUCCACAUUUGAUUGCUAAAGACUUGUCAUGGUGCCAUGAUGUAGCCGUAAGCAAAGGCAGCUGAAUGGACUGCAUUACUGCUGGGUCUGGGGCUCUGCUCUUUCUACUUCUGAAGUAAACAGCAGUUUCCCAACUCAUUUUAGAAUUUACAAUACUUAAUCUUAGAAUUCUUGUAAGAGAAAAAUAACAAGCUUAGCUGUCAGUGGGAAGUAAUGGAAAAGGCAGGCAGUCCACAUAUAUAAUCAGCUGAAUUUUGGAAACUCAGAUUUGAAAAAAUUCACGAGCAUCUUUAGGGCUUGGGACAAACAAUCAGUUUGAGCUUUACCUAAUCAAGUGGGCCAUAACUGAAAAGAUCACAUCAAAUGUCUGUCAAGACAUUUGUUUACUAUAGACAUGGGAAUAAAUUUGGGGACCAGAAAGUUUUUCUAACACUUUUUAAAACCAUGCUGAUUUGUGGAAAGAAAUACAAGUGUUUUGAAAUGUUUGUUUUUAAAAUGUCCAUCAAUAAGCCAUGUUAUGUGGACUUUGAGAAUGCUAUGUGCUCCAUCUACUCUGUGUCAGCUUCCUUUCCUUACAAUCUUGGUCUUCUUUCCAUCCAAAUGAAUCCCAGUUUCAUGAAUUAUAUUUUUAGCAUAAUAGCUGUCAAAUACUUUCUGGUAAUAUGUGGCUACUUAGCAUGACACUGUGGUUGGAUCACAGGGGGGGGAGGUAUACACCCUCAUCAGUCCUGAUGGAGGGAGUAUGAAGUGAUCCUGAGAGUAUUCUCCAAAGCACCUGAAGGCAGAAUGAGAAGCAACGGAUGGAAACUAAUCAACCAACCUAGAAAUAAGGAGAAAUUUCCUGACAAUUAGAACAAUUAAUCAGUGAAAUGGUUUGCCUUCAGAAGUUGUGGGUGCUCCAUUACUGGAAGUUUUUAAGAAGAGAUUAUAAGGGCAGGGGGUUGGACUAGGAAACCUCUAAGGUCCCUUCCAUUUGUUAUAGUAGAGGAAUGACAGCAAUGUUUUGAUAAAAUUGUUGAAUCUGUUUUCAGUCUCAAGAAGUAGCAUGUUCCCCCUCAUUGUCUUGCCCCCAAUCCCACCCCCGUCUGGCUCUUCUGUAUGUACUGGCUACACAUGCUAAAUAUGACAGGUAGCCCUACACUUUUAGAGGAUAUCAAGUUUGUGGGGUCAGCUUUGAAUGAAGUAGAUAUCAUAAACAUGGCAUGACCUGGACAGGGAGCACCAAAUACUUGACCUGAAGAAGAAUGUAAUAGACAACAAUAGUAAAGGGACUAUUUUUUUAAUUUUUUUUUUUUUUAAUUUUUUGGCCCUAUGAAGGGUAAUGAAGAAAGAGCAACUCCAUCAGCAAACCAGUUUAGCUUCCUGGUAGGCUCAAUAAUUUCCUGUAUCUAAAUCCAAGUAUUGAAUUCAAUUAAUUUCUGGCUUGAGCUGUAAAUUAAAACAUAUUUUUUGCAUUUAAGUGACUUUAAGAGAUUAAUAUAUAAAUGAACAGAUAAAUCUAACUCUCUUGGAGCCAUGUUUCAUGGCUCACACAAAAUGCCAAAGUAUAUCUGAUUUGAGAUAAUGCAGGGUUGUGUGCAAGUGUAUGCAAUUACAUGUUUUUCAUCUUCUUUCCAAAUAAGGGAUGCAGUGAAGAUAUCUCAGCAGCCUGAUAGAAAGCAGCAAGAAUUCAUAGCUAUUAACAAAAAUAUAGUUCCUUCUCCCAGAUUGCAUGUCUUCGUAUUUUUAUACAUAAGUGGCAUACCUACUCAGAUAUGUUGGUUCCCAUUUCCCAUCAUCUCCAACCAGAAUGACCAGGCUAUCAUGACAACUUAACAACUUAACAAAGAUCUUCUUGUUCUGACCGAAUGAACGAACAGAGACAAGCAGUUCUUAUUAACAUUUGUGAAAUAUGAGAGAUGUUAUGUACGCUUCAAUUAUCUUUUAAAAGGCAGAGGAUAGGGGAAAGAUAUGCUUGCUGAAGAGAAAGGUUUAUAUUUUCAUCACAUUAGCAAAAAUAAUGGAGGGGGGGAAAAAACCAAGAGACAAACCACCUGAGCACUUGAUCUCAAAAUGCAGACAUUGUUGCCAUUUUCAACUCUGUUUUUUCUUGAAUUUUGCAUUAUGUAUAGCAUUACCUGCACUUUCAUUAAUAAAGCUCACAAAAUGUCCCCCGAUUGUGAGUAAUGAAACAUUCUGGGCCCAGAAGCUGUGAAACCCUUCAGAUGUGUUAGUUUGUACAGAAAGUAUAAACUUGGCUGAUGUGUGAGCUGGACUCCACAUAGUAUGCCUAAAACCCUUCAAUGGAAUCAUUUUCCAACCUGUCUCCCAACUGCUUACAAUUAUAGCUAUUUCACAGUGAGUAAUAUGGUUGUGAUUGUUCUGAUCACUGAAGCCAGAUUUCUUAUUUUAGAUUUUCUAUUCCCGGGAUCAUUUUGGCUCUAAAACCUGAGAUAAGAAAAAGGUUGCUCUAACUACUGACCAGAGUAUAGAAUUUUAUAUGUACGUCUUUUUA